AUGACACCACUUUCUACUGCCUCGCUGAGCCCCUUAAUCGAGGCGAGGCGAAAGAACCGUCUUCUCAGCGUAUCCCACAACAACGUCUCGCGCGUCCGGAUUAUGACAGCCGCCCCGACACGAGAGGUGGAGCUCGGCCGGGUGUUUGAGGUUCUGAAGACAGUUGAAAAGGCGUCUGGGCACGCCGUGUCGAAGAAGUACACGGGACCCCAGCUGCCGAAAGACUUCCUGAAUGUCAGCAGUCGGGCCAACUGUUCAGACAACUCCUCCCCGUCCUACGUGGACGGUGAUGGGCGUCUCUACGACACUUUCUACCGCCGCUGCGAGCAAAGCGAGGCUGGGCGGCUCGUACAGAGGCUAGCGCGUUUGCCCUUUCCCUCACCCGACGCAGAGGGGGCCUACAUCGACUUCAACAGCUACGAAGCAGCCGUGCUCGAGUGGAAGAAGCAAGUGACGACGGCGCUCGGGCAUUUGACCCUGCCCCAGUUGAUGGGCAGGGCGUACCCACGUCCCCGAGUGUUUAAAAUGGAAGAGGAGUUCGACGUGGAUGAUGAGAUGACCGACUUGGAUUCCUUGCCCUCCUUCAGCUUCGACGAAAAGAUCAGCUCCUCCCUGUCGAAGAGCGGCACCUUCGACAAAAAGCCAGGCCCGCAGCCCCCAGACAAGCCCGGUGCCCCGGAUGAAGACAUCGGACAGUUUGGAGGCUUUGAGCGACAGGGAAACAUAUGGGAUCUGCAGCUCAUUCCUCACGAACCAGUGCCUGAACUGUAUGCCACCCUGCCAGAGUUCGAAGCUGCCUACAAGCGCUGGGCUCAGGUGACUGCCGAGAUGAAGAAGGUUCGCCAGUUAAGCUACUCUGUAGCCAUGGCGGACGAAGACAGCGAGAAGCCCACGCUAAGAGUAAAUGUCAUCAAAGUCGAGAAUGCGACCGAGGACCCACUGUACAGCACCUUCAUCUACAACCCGCACCCGCCACCGGAACCACCAGAAACAACGGAGAAGAAAGCAGAAAAGACAGUGUCGCGCGACAAUUGGAUUCAGCUGCCGGAUUCCACCCGUAAGCAAGUCACCAAGCGGGUGGGCCACCUUGUACAGACCAGGUUGUCGAACCAACGCAAGUAUAAGGCUUAUAAUGCGCCCAUGUUGCCCAUUGUGCACGGGACUUUCGCAGCGCCCAAGAAGCAGUUCGAUGACUACUCCUUCUCUGGGCCCGUCAUCCCCCGGAUGAAGCGAGAGACAGAAAAAGUUUACGAGUUCAGGGCUUUGCGCCGCACGGACCUCUCACCAGAGGAACUGGCGUCAUGCAUGGAUUGCCCCGCAAUGGUCGGCGACAAGCCUGUCGGCUUCACCCUUCCCGUGGACGAAAUUGGCCCGAUCAACUUUCAGCGACUGAACACCGACUACUCCUACAAGGAGCAGUGGCUUAAACAGUUGCGCACGUUUCAGGCCCCCGUGAGGAAUCAGCACCUCUACUCCUGGUACUGGCCGAAAGUUGACGAAUCGGCGGGGGCCUCUCGUGAGCACUUGUUUGGCCUUCAUUCGGGCUCCAAAUAA
Messenger RNA from Acanthamoeba castellanii str. Neff, 1554 nucleotides. RefSeq lists its product as uncharacterized. The record is from RefSeq and is a predicted model, not a curated record. The coding region runs from base 1 to 1554 and encodes 517 amino acids. Gene Ontology annotation, biological process: positive regulation of TORC2 signaling; positive regulation of Ras protein signal transduction. Lineage: Eukaryota; Discosea; Longamoebia; Acanthamoebidae. The transcript is spliced from 12 exons.